Messenger RNA from Prunus armeniaca (apricot), 1176 nucleotides. NCBI's taxonomy places the organism in Eukaryota, Viridiplantae, Streptophyta, Magnoliopsida, Rosales, Rosaceae. The record is from the annotation of a GenBank genome assembly.
AUGCAUUCACGUGGGAAGGCUAUACAAAAUUUCUUCAAUGAUGAUUCUGAUGAUGAUGACCUUCAUCAACAGAGGGUUGCAAUGGCUGUUCAACACCAUAGGUUUUUGCUGGAGCAAUAUUCUCAACAAUCCGAACAUGAUGGUUCUGUUGCAGGCUGUGAAUACAAGAAUCGGAAGAGAGAAAAACAUAAGAGUCUCAUGGAGGACUACUUCUGUGAAAGACCACUUUAUCCCCCAGUGGACUUUCACAGACGACACUUGAGGAUGACAAAGUCUAUCCCUAGGGGAGAAACUAACAACCAUUUUCGAAUGCUUGCAUAUGGAUGCUCGGCAGACUCCACCGACGAGUAUUGUAGAUUGGGUGAAUCUACAGCCCUUGAAUGUUCGCGAAAGUUUUGUUCUGUUAUUGAAGCCGUGUAUGGUCAGUGGUACCUCCGUUCCCCAAAUUCUGCCCACCUUUACAGGCUCUUACACAAGGCUAGUUGCAAAGGAUUCCCAAGCAUGUUAGGCAGUCUUGACUGCAAGCAUUGGGAAUGGAAGAACUGCCCCACUGCUUGGGCAUGCCAGUUUACCGGCUACAAGCAUAAGCCAACUAUCAUUCUAGAGGCAGUGGCCUCAUAUGACACUUGGAUAUGGCAUGCCUUUUUUGGAGUUGUCGGAUCGAACAACGAUAUCAACGUCCUAGCUAGUUCCCUGUUGUUCAAUGAUGUAGUCAAUGGAGUGUGUCCCCAUAUCCAAUAUGUUGUCAAUGGAAAUGAAUAUAAUCUUGGUUAUUACUUGGCUGAUGAUAUCUACCCUCGUUGGGCUACAUUGGUUAAGAAGAUUUCCCAACCGGAUACUCCAAAAAAAAACUAUUUGCCCAAAAACAAGAGGCUUAUAGGAAGGAUGCCAAAAGAGCCUUCGGAAUACUUCAAGCUCAAUGGGCAAUUGUUCGGGGACCUGCACAUAUAUGCAGAAUCUGAUGAUGAAGACAAUUGUCCACGAAUACCUAGAAGAGCAAGAACAAGACUUGCUUAUGAGCUUGAGCCAACUAUCACAUACGAUAUAAACCGAGACAGACAAACUAUCUUAGACUACAUGGUCCGUCAUAAUAGAGUUCGUGCUUCGCAAGUGCAUCACAAUCUAAGAAAUGAUUUGAUCAACCACAUUUGGAGAUGCGAAGGAGAGGGGCAAUGA